AUGAUCGAUAUCGGUAAAUACGACCACGCUCACCAAUAUUUCACACUAUCAAUUCAAAAUAAUAACCUGCCACAAUCGGCUAUCCCAACACAUUAUAAUGGUAUUGGACUAGUUUACGAUGAAAAAGGUGAAUACGAUAAAGCAUUAGAAUAUUAUGAAAAAGCAAUAGAAAUUCAGAUCAAGUCCUUACCGCCAUACCACCCAUCAUUAGCAACAAUGUAUGGUAACAUUGGAUUAGCUUACAACAGAAAAGGUGAAUACGAUAAAGCAUUAGAAUAUUAUGAAAAAGCAAUAGAAAUUCAGAUCAAGUCCUUACCACAAUAUCAUCCAUCAUUAGCAACUACAUAUACUAAUAUUGGAUCAGUUUACAAUACAAAAAGUGAAUACGAUAAAGCAUUAGAAUAUUAUGAAAAAGCACUAGAAAUUAAGGUGAAGUCCUUACCACAAUAUCAUCCAUCAUUAGCAACUACAUAUAGUAAUAUUGGAUUAGUUUACCAUGGAAAAGGUGAAUAUGAUAAAGCAUUAGAAUAUUAUGAAAAAGCAAUAGAAAUUCAGAUCAAGUCCUUAUCACAAUAUCAUCCAUCAUUAGCGACUACAUAUACUAAUAUUGGAUUAGUUUACCAUGAAAAAGGUGAAUAUGAUAAAGCAUUAGAAUAUUAUGAAAAAGCAAUAGAAAUUCAGAUCAAGUCCUUACCACAAUAUCAUCCAUCAUUAGCAACUACAUAUACUAAUAUUGGAUCAGUUUACAAUACAAAAAGUGAAUACGAUAAAGCAUUAGAAUAUUAUGAAAAAGCACUAGAAAUUAAGGUGAAGUCCUUACCACAAUAUCAUCCAUCAUUAGCAACUACAUAUACUAAUAUUGGAUUAGUUUACCAUGAAAAAGGGGAAUACGAUAAAGCAUUAGAAUAUUAUGAAAAAGCAAUAGAAAUUCAGAUCAA
This is a messenger RNA of Rotaria sordida, 938 nucleotides long. The record is from the annotation of a GenBank genome assembly. Lineage: Eukaryota; Metazoa; Rotifera; Eurotatoria; Philodinida; Philodinidae.